GAUAGAAAUUUGUCAGUGUUUUCCCAAGCGCGCAAAUUAAAGGUACUGGCGCCGAAGAAACUUGUUUGUUUUGGUUUGUGUAAAUUAUAACUAAACAUUGUGAAAGAAGAGACGGAGAAGAAGCGGCGGCUAACGGUCGACACGGCGAUACAACAACCGAUUGAAGGCGUAGAUAAGGGCUGAUAAAAUACCACUAUCACAAUAAUGGUGCUGAAUGAGAGCGACGCGGGGAAGAGUCUGACUGCGGCGGCGGCGAGAGGAGACGCAGCGGAGGUGCGCAGGCUGCUGGAGGAGAACCGAGUUCAUCCUGACACCAGGAACGAGUUCGGCAAAACAGCACUACAGGUCAUGAUGAUGGGUAACACCAAUGUUGCGUGCCUGUUGCUGGAGAAUGGUGCUGACCCGAACAUCCAGGACCACUUCGGGAUCACGCCAGCCCACGAUGCUGCCCGGACUGGCUUUUUGGACACAUUGUGUGUCCUGGUUGAUUAUGGCGCCUCCGUCAACAUCCCAGAUAACUCCGGUGCUCUUCCCAUCCACAUCGCCAUCCGGGAGGGCUUCAGAGAUGUGGUGGAGUUCCUGGCACCGCGGUCGAACCUCGGCCACCAGGACACGAAGGGAGACACGGCGCUGGACAUCGCAGAGGCCUCGUGCACGCCGGACAUGGUGGAGCUCCUGAAGCGGCAGCUGGAAUCCUCGUUGGCUUUCCAGUCUUAGAAACAUCUUGUUUUGAAUUGUCACUCUAAAUUGCUAGGAGAACUUUUUUUUUUCUCAUGUAAAGGACUAGGUUACAUUACUACAGUACUAUGUUUAUUUUAGUGUAUUUUAUGGUUCAGUUAGACAGUUAAUACUAGAUGAAGAAUGUAGCAGCAGUUUUGCACAGAGCAAAGAACUGUCGUCGGAAACGUGGAUCGCCUUCUGUUCACCGUCGAUUCGGGAGUUUGCCAUGCACAAUUGUAGAACAGCUCUUUUUUCAUCCUUUUAUAACCGAAGUUACAUUUUACUGCACAGGUCUGUGUAGAAAACUUGAACUGUUAACCAUUUUUUAAAAGAAAUCUCAUGAAAUUACUGUUGCCUUUUCUCACCUAGUGAGACUGUGCAGCAUGCACUGAUGAACUUGCAUGAUCAUUUGCUUAGUUUGUAUUUGUUUGUGUGUGAAUUACAAUUUAGUGUGUUUUUUCCCCUAUGUGUACAUAGCAUUUUAUGAAAAUAUCACCUUAUUUAUUGAGAGAUUGUAAAUAGAUUUAUGUUUAAUGUGGGAUUUCUGAUGUUAUUUAUAAAGGUACUUAUCCACACCCCUCUUCCUCCCCGACCCUGAAAAAAUGUACUGAUGUAAUGGUAUUGUUAUUACAUGAGGUCUUUGAAACACAAUUAAAUUCUUAAACUUGAAAUGA
Molecule: messenger RNA, 1394 nt
Organism: Clarias gariepinus (North African catfish)
Lineage: Eukaryota; Metazoa; Chordata; Actinopteri; Siluriformes; Clariidae
Gene: cdkn2d
Product: cyclin-dependent kinase inhibitor 2D (p19, inhibits CDK4)
Exons: 3
Coding region: 205-717 (170 amino acids)
Biological process (GO): regulation of cyclin-dependent protein serine/threonine kinase activity; negative regulation of cell population proliferation
Cellular component (GO): nucleus
Molecular function (GO): cyclin-dependent protein serine/threonine kinase inhibitor activity; protein kinase binding
Source: RefSeq, a predicted model, not a curated record